Molecule: messenger RNA, 2468 nt
Organism: Hippocampus comes (tiger tail seahorse)
Lineage: Eukaryota; Metazoa; Chordata; Actinopteri; Syngnathiformes; Syngnathidae
Product: disintegrin and metalloproteinase domain-containing protein 10
Exons: 15
Coding region: 229-2301 (690 amino acids)
Biological process (GO): Notch signaling pathway; membrane protein ectodomain proteolysis
Cellular component (GO): plasma membrane
Molecular function (GO): metalloendopeptidase activity
Source: RefSeq, a predicted model, not a curated record
GUGUGUACGCGUACAAGUCUGAAUACGCCUCUCCGCUGCAUGACUUCAACACCCCAGCGAGUCGCAUUCCAGCAUGGGCAAACCGUGCGUUUGAGCCCGCGUGGGUCAAAUGGGAUGAAGGAGGAGAAGAAGAAGAAGAAGAAGGAGACAUGAAAUAGAAAAAACAAGAAGAGGACGACGAGGCUGAAUGAAACGGGAGACAAAAGUGACCUGUCUUAUGAGGCCGUCAUGAGGCCUCAGCUUUGCUGCCUGUUCCUUCUGUUGGUCGACUGUCAAGAGCGGAUCACAGGCGACUUUAGCGUCAUCAGCCCGUAUAUAAAACACUAUGAGGGGCUGUCAUACGACAGGCAGGACCUCCACAGGAAGCACCUUCGAGCCCGCAGAGAUGCAGAAACUCAGCGACACGUGCUAGACCUGGACUUCACUGCUUUUCACAGAACUUUCCGACUACGCCUGAGACGAGAUGCCGGGACGUUCUCCGGUGAUUUCAAGGUCGUCAGUGAGGAUGGAGCCACAGCCGCGGACCUCUCACACUUAUAUUCAGGGACAUUGGAGGGUGAACACGACUCUGCCUGUCACGGGUCCGUAUUAGAGGGUCAGUUUGAAGGAAGCAUCCGCGCAGGCAACGUCACUUAUCACAUAGAAGCCGCUCACAGAUACAACGUCACUGACCACCACUCCAUCAUCUAUCGGGAGGAUGACAUGGUUUUACCAACUAGAGGACCUGGACCAGAUUCUGGAUUUUGUGGUACAGAACAUCUAAAUGCGGUUGCCCAAAACCUGAAACCUGUUUAUCAGGAGGCGGCAGCGAACCGUGUAAGGAGAACGCCGGACGAAGCCAAAACUAGCUGCCUGCUACACCUCACCGCUGACCACCGCUACUUCAACAAGUUUAAGUCUGUGGAGGCUGUCGUGGCUCAGGUUGCCUCCUACAUGAGAGCAGUCAAUGACAUAUAUGACAAAGUGGAAUUUGACGGCAUCAAGCUGAUCAACUUUAAAGUCAAAUCCCUCACUGUAAUGACAGAGGAGAACAAAACGGAUCCUCUGAAUCCUCUCUACAUUGGCCCAGAGAAGCUAUUGAGUCUUUACUCAGACAAGAACUGGGGCAACUUCUGCCUGUCGUACCUGCUAACCAACCGAGACUACAGCGGAGUGCUGGGACUCGCCUGGGAGGGCAAGGCCGGUAACUGGGGCGGCAUCUGUUCGCAGUACACCACCCUUCGUAAUGGCCGCCCUUCCACCCUGAACACAGGUUUGGUCACGAUUCAGAACUACGGACAGUUCCUGCCUCCUCGACACGUCCAGUUGACCCUCGCUCAUGAACUCGGACACAGUCUUGGAUCUCCGCACGAUGAAGGCACUAAUUGCGGCGACCUGGGCUCCUCCGGUGGAAAGGGCCGAUACCUGAUGUUUCCUCAGGCCACAGAUGAUGUGCGUGAAAACAACGACAAACUGUCCCCCUGCAGCAUUAAACACAUCAGUGAGCUGCUGCGCCUCAAGAAGGACGAUUGCUUCGUGGGUGAGCACGUGUUCACAUUUUACAAGCUCAGUGAUCAGCCCAUAUGCGGUAACCAGAUAGUGGAGGAAGGCGAGGAGUGCGAUGUGGGACACAAUGACACAGACCUCUGCUGCUACAGCGCUAAAGAGCGAGUAGGGGUGCAGUGUCGCCUCAAGCCUGGCAAAAUAUGCAGUCCCAGUGAGGGCCUUUGCUGCAGUCAGGAGUGCAGUUUGAAGUCAGAGGCUCAAGCCUGUGACGAAGAGACGGACUGUCAGAUGGCCAGCAUUUGUUCGGGUCUUUCACCUGUGUGCCCUGAUCCGAGGCCAAAAGAAAACCUCACACUCUGCAGUCAAGGGACUCGUGUCUGCCUGAAUGGGGUCUGUGCCGAGUCUGUGUGUGUGAAACACAUGCUGGAGCAGUGUGACUGUCCGGGUGAUUCCAAGAAGCAGAAGUGCCACCUGUGCUGCCAGCAGCCCGGUGAGCCCGAGACAUGUGCUAGCACCACCUCCUCCGUGUUGGUCCGUCACUUCCAGAGAAAGGCUUUGCCCCUGGUGGGCGGUGCGCCAUGCAUGGCCAAUCAAGGCUACUGCGACAAAUUCCACCUUUGCCGCCUGCUGGACGCAGACGGCCCCAUCGCCAGGUUGAAGAACUCUGUUCUCAACCUUGAUGAAUUUGAAGACAUGGGAGAGUGGAUGAAGGCUCACUGGUGGGCCAUCUUGUUGGCUAUCCUGACACUGUCUGCAAUAAUGGGCUGCACUGUCUGCCUCUGUGGCCAAACGCUGGAUACCAGAAACCUGGAGUGACUCACCCUGAAGAUAGAUCAAAUAAAUUUAAUUUAUCUGGGAUGGAUUUCGUGUCCCAUUUCCAGUAACUUCCUUGGAGAGACAGAUUUUGUUACAACGAGAAAUACUCAAUACAGAUGAAAUACAUUAAAAAGGCAUCAGACGAAUUAACAACUGAUAGAUAUUUU